Molecule: messenger RNA, 1778 nt
Organism: Cucurbita maxima (winter squash)
Lineage: Eukaryota; Viridiplantae; Streptophyta; Magnoliopsida; Cucurbitales; Cucurbitaceae
Product: sucrose-phosphatase 1
Exons: 10
Coding region: 316-1590 (424 amino acids)
Biological process (GO): sucrose biosynthetic process
Molecular function (GO): sucrose-phosphate phosphatase activity; magnesium ion binding
Source: RefSeq, a predicted model, not a curated record
ACUGCCUAACAUCCAUUUACUCCGACACCGUCCAACUUCCAAAACUGGUUUUUAAAACCAUUAAUUUUGUGCAACAUUUGAAAAUAAAUUUCAUAUUUCUUCAAAAUUUUCAGUGAGAAUAUUCCCAUCACCAUCUCAAAAGAAGCGCCAACGAAUUUGGAUCCAAUUCUUAUCAUCACUCUUCUCCACUGAUUCCUCUAAUCUAUCACCUCCCAAUUUCACAGCGUCAAUUCUUGGUGGGUGCCGCUUAUUUUCAGGCGCAGUGAUCGACAGUGCUGGGAUUGUCUCAACUACAGUAUCAGCCCGAGGAUUGCAAUGAUGGACAGGCUUAGUGUUUCAGCGCGUCUCAUGAUAGUUUCAGAUCUCGAUCAUACCAUGGUUGAUCAUCACGAUUCAGAGAACUUUUCUCUGUUGAGGUUUAAUGCAUUAUGGGAAGCCAAUUACCGUCACGAUUCUCUGCUUGUUUUCUCAACUGGAAGAUCCCCCACUCUGUACAAAGAGCUAAGGAAAGAGAAACCUAUGUUAACUCCUGACAUUACCAUAAUGUCUGUGGGAACUGAGAUAACCUAUGGCCACUCAAUGGUGCCUGAUGAAGGUUGGGUUGAUGUUUUAAAUCAGAAAUGGGAUAAGAACAUAGUCAUUGAGGAAGCCAGCAAGUUUUCUGAACUUACUCCUCAGGCUGAGUCAGAACAACGACCACACAAGGUUAGCUUCUAUAUUCAGAAAGAUAAGGCUCAGGCUGUUACCAAGGCUCUUUCUGAGUCUAUGGAGAGACGCGGGUUGGAUGUAAAAAUAAUCUACAGUGGAGGGAUAGAUUUGGAUAUAUUACCACAAGGUGCUGGAAAAGGACAAGCGCUUGCUUACCUGCACAAAAAAUUCAAGUUGAUCGGGAAACUACCAACUAAUACUCUUGUUUGUGGUGACUCGGGGAACGAUGCUGAGCUAUUUAGCAUUCCAGACGUAUUUGGUGUCAUGGUUAGUAAUGCCCAGGAGGAAUUGUUGCAAUGGCAUGCUGAAAAUGCCAAGGACAACAGCAAGAUUAUUCAUGCUUCAGAGAGAUGUGCUGCUGGAAUUAUACAAGCCAUCGGUCAUUUUAACCUCGGUCCAAGCACUUCUCUUAGAGAUGUCAAGGACUUCUUGAACUCUAGUCUGGAACCUGAAAGCAUUGGUCAUGAAAUCGUGAAGUUUUACUUGUUUUACGAGAAAUGGAGGCGUGCAGAAGUUGAGGAAUCUUGCUUCGAUCACUUGAAAAUAGCCUUUAAUCCAUCUGGUGUUUUUGUUCAUCCUUCUGGUCUCGAGCAAUCUCUCUCAGACAGCUUGAAUUCAAUAAAAAAGCACUAUGGAGAUUCUCGAGGAAAACAGUAUCGAGUAUGGGUUGAUCGAGUGCUGCCCACGAAGAUCGGCUUGGACUCGUGGCUCGUGAAGUUUGAGAAAUGGGAAUUAUCUGGCGAGGAGCGACUAUGCUGCUGGACAACUGCCAUACUAAGUUCAAAGGAUUCAAAUGGUGGCAAUGAGUUUGCUUGGUUACAUGUCCAUCAGACUUGGCUGGAAGGAUCAAAAGCAGAGCUUAGUUCAACCUGGCUCUUUUAGAUGGUUCUUUUCGCUCAAUCCAAAUCUUUUUAACACCACAACUAAGGCAAUGCUUCUAAUGCUUCCGCUUCUUAUAAAAAAUAAAUGUAAUUUGAUGGUUUUGACAUCUUUAUGAAUAAGUUUAAUAUCAUGAUUACUUUGAAGGCUUCAUUAUGAUAAGAAUGAGAUAUGGAACGGGUUGUUUGUGA